Molecule: messenger RNA, 912 nt
Organism: Uranotaenia lowii
Lineage: Eukaryota; Metazoa; Arthropoda; Insecta; Diptera; Culicidae
Exons: 3
Coding region: 200-517 (105 amino acids)
Source: RefSeq, a predicted model, not a curated record
GUCUCGCGAAUUUUGGCACCACUGAGCAUGUUCUUUCUGUCUGUGAUCUCGUUAAAGAAAAGUAGUGCGCGUCUUGUGUCGUUAAAGUAAAAAUUUAUUAAAUUGUAUGGUGUAAAUUGAUUAACCUAUUUCUACUUAUUCUAGAGUACAAAAACAAAAACACAUUAAAAGUACAAUGAUUAGUACAGUGUAAAUUAAAAUGCGGAAAAAUAGUACGCCAAAAAAAUCGUUAAAAGAACAACACAUUGUGAACGUUAAGCAGAACAAAACACAUUUAAAAGAAAAGGUCCAAGAGGGCCUUUUCUUGUUCGCAUGCUUUUUCUCCAGUAACAUCGUCCAGCUAGAACGCACAGCGGCACUAGAAACCCAAAUCCAGAAGCAGACAGAAGAGACCACAACCCUAACCUUGCUCGCCACUUCAAGGUUGUCGACGAAGCCCUCCCGGUGCUUGGUAAAAGCUGAGAUCAUCAACAACAAGUUCCAGGCUCUUCCGGGACGCCGGAAAGAGGCCUGCUGAAGCUAUCUUCGUCGUUGAAAACAACCCUAUCAACUUUCGAUGGAAUUCCGUCGACUCAACCUACUGGCUUACAAACAUCGUUCAACGGUUCCGCUGCAUGCUGCAGCUAAGUACGAAGAAGAAAACCGCAAGUAUGCUAAAAUGAAAAUGUGACGUCACCUUCCCAAAAAUUGUUUAAAAUAAACCCCAACAUUAUGUUUGUAUACAAAUUCAGGCUUUAGUAAUUUGCAAGAGAUAAUUGGUUGAUUUACACCUUUCUUAAAUUCAUAUUCGUUUUUCCAAUCAUUUGCUUAAAAGUUCACUUUCAUGAGAUUACAUGCUUUGCCCGCCUCGAUUUAAUGUUCAUUAAUAGUGUGGACUGGUUGCUAGCAUGCGAAGUAAUCACCCGUGUACGC